AUGCAGCUUGCAAAAAGUGAGUUCCGGCUGGACGGCGUGUAUGUUUUUGUGUGUCUGUCUCGGACCGGCGAGCCGAGGCAAAACUUCAAAGUGCUUGCGUCUGGACAGCGCCGUCAGCACUUACAAACAGUCGGCAACUUUCUUCUGGCAACAUUUGAGAAUUUGUCAAACCUCCUCCUCUCAGCCGAACUGCAGGCUCGACCUCAUCAACAUCUUCUCGACAUGCCUUGA
Protopolystoma xenopodis is the source of this 231-nucleotide messenger RNA. NCBI's taxonomy places the organism in Eukaryota, Metazoa, Platyhelminthes, Monogenea, Polystomatidea, Polystomatidae. The record is from the annotation of a GenBank genome assembly.